Molecule: messenger RNA, 572 nt
Organism: Acaulospora colombiana
Lineage: Eukaryota; Fungi; Glomeromycota; Glomeromycetes; Diversisporales; Acaulosporaceae
Source: the annotation of a GenBank genome assembly
CAGAGAUUCUGGCGAGAUAUGGAAAGGAAUAUACGUGGGAGCUUAAAUCGCGUAUGAUGGGGUUACGAGAGUACGAGGCUGCCGUGCUCCUUGUAAAUGAAACUAAAAUUGACUUAACAGCUGAAGAAUACCUUAAGGAACGGAAUGAGAAACAGGCCCUCAGGUUCCCGCAUGCAAAACCAAUGCCGGGUGUCAUGGUGGCAACAAGUUCAAAACGUGAUAAAUUCAAUAUCAAGGCUACCAAUAAUCAAGAGUUAUUCGGUUUAUUUGAUAGUAUUAUUUGCGGGGAUGAUCCCGGCAUUAAAAAUGGUAAACCUGCUCCUGAUCUAUUCCUUGCAGCAUGUGCAAGAAUGGGCAACCCUCCCGUCACAAAAUGUUUAGUAUUUGAAGAUGCGAUCAACGGGGUAGAAGCUGCAAGAAAUGCAGGGAUGCACGUUGUUUGGGUUCCGGAUCCAAAUCUGGCAGCACUGUAUCCAGGUGAUAAUGCAGCGACAAAAGUUAUCUCCUCUUUAGAAGAUUUCAAUCCUGCUAAAUUCGGAUUACCAGCUUUCGGGAAUCAUGAUGAAUCAUGA